AUGGAGAUGAUGCCACACAAUGUUCAACUUUAUUUACAACAAUGCGAGAAACGAUUUGAAAAAAUUGAGAAUAACAUGAGUUAUCUAACAGGUAACCUAGAUGUUCUACAACACGACCAGUGUUUCAAUUCUGUCAAAAUAGAUGAACUAACAAAAAAUCAACAUGUUCUGCAACAGCAACAUAAUUCUGCUGCUGUCAAGAUCGAUCCAACUAUCAAACAACCAAGAUGUUCUACAAUUGAUGAAGUGGAACAGCUCCAAACAAGUCAAAAAGCUGCCCAACAAAGUGUAACAGAGGGUGAAACUAGUUCUUAUUGUAAUAUACUAUUAAUUUAG
This is a messenger RNA of Paramuricea clavata, 336 nucleotides long. NCBI's taxonomy places the organism in Eukaryota, Metazoa, Cnidaria, Anthozoa, Malacalcyonacea, Plexauridae. The record is from the annotation of a GenBank genome assembly.